AUAGAUGUACAACCAUUCAUAAUAAAAUUGUUUUCAUAUGGACCAAAGAUAGCUUCUAAUGGCGAUUAAGAAGUGUUCAGGAUCCCGGGUGUGGCGAGUCGCAGCCAUCGUUCUGCGUGUUGUCUGCUUCAUUCUCUUACUGGUGAUGUUCUCCUUCAAGCUGGCCGACUUCAUGCACCGUCCGGUGGUCUGGGAGACGAGGGUGGUGGACGCCGCCCCACCUUCCAUCACCAUCUGCCCAUCCAGGUUGAACGUCUCCAGCUUGGAGGACGCUCGGUCCGGCUGGGAGCGGGGCAGCUUCACCACGGAGGAGGUUCUCCAACGGGCUGCCACGCCAGUCGAGGCUAUCGUCAUCGCGUGCUCCACUGCUAACGGCGAGGUCUGCACACCUGGAGGAAAGCAGCAGAAUGUCCCAGCUAUUUGCAGUGCUGGGACUUUUCCAUGGGACUCGUCCACAGCGCAUUACUGCAACGCUUCUCGAGAAAAUAGUGACAGCGGCGGCAGCAGGAGUGGCUUCAAGGCCCGCUGGCUGACUCGACGCCUUCCUCCGGGGUUCACAUGUCACACUCUUCAUCUUCAGCAGGACGAUGAUGCUCCGGUGGUGGAGAUUCUUCUCACACUCGCCCUUCAUCCCGACUUAUUCCACACCGUGGAGGGCUUCUACCGUCUGUUCUUUCACCAUGGGCGCUCCCCGAAGGUCUGGAACGGCGGGGCGCAGAUCAGCCCCUACCAUCUGGUGCAGGGAGGCCUGUUCCAGGAGGUGCUUCUGACGCAGAUCGGGAUGACCAUGGUGGACCGACCUCGGCAGCACUGCCGCCCAGAGGAGGACUACGACGUCAACCAGUGCCUGCUGGACUGCCGGUCGCUGGCUGCCUUCACCGAGUCUAACUGCAGCGUCCAGUGGGGGGCGACCAGCGGCGGCGGUCUGCCGGCCUGCGUCUCCCGGGCCGAGUACGAGGCGGCUGUCCGAGCCUGGCAGCGGGCGCGGCCCGACUGUGAUCACUGCCUGCGGCCCUGCCAGACCCAGCUGAUUGAAGUGAAGUCGCCUCCCGCCAUUCAGGGAAAUGCUUCGUCAGCGAUCGACAUCAAGCUGCGCUUCAGCCCGGAGCGUCUGUCGGUGCGGCAGCGGCUGGCCUACGAGCUGGUGGACCUGCUGUCCGACCUGGGCGGCGCCUUCGGCCUCCUGCUCGGCUACUCGCUCAUGAGUCUGGUGGACCUGCUGGACGCGGCUGUCGGCUGGAACGAGCGGCGCAGGCGGCGGAGGGCGGCGCCAGAAGGGUGGCGCUGAGACUGUGCAGCUGUGGACCCCGAAGCGCUAGCCUUUCGGAUGAACCGGUCAGUGAUUAAAUCUCCUGCUUGCUUUGUUUGAAGCAAUCGCAGAGGUAUAUAACAUCUGUAUGUAAGGUUUUUUGAUGCAUUUAUAUGCAUUGCAUAUCAUUAUCAAUCCGCCAGUCGAUUACAAAGUUAAGACCUCGAGGCGCCUUCUCCCUGCCAACAAUUCAUCGUAUAUUUUUUCCGUUUUCUGUUCUUUAUCCUUUGUCUUAACUCUUAGCCAUGAGCAUGUAAAUUUACCAUCACUUGUUUCAGGAAGACAUUAUUAUCAAUGAUAUCUUUCUAUGGGUGUUGCAGUCUCGUAUUCUGACAUUAAUAAACGAUUGUU
Amphibalanus amphitrite is the source of this 1660-nucleotide messenger RNA. RefSeq lists its product as uncharacterized. The transcript is spliced from 3 exons. Gene Ontology annotation, biological process: sodium ion transmembrane transport. Bases 59 to 1288 code for a protein of 409 amino acids. NCBI's taxonomy places the organism in Eukaryota, Metazoa, Arthropoda, Thecostraca, Balanomorpha, Balanidae. Gene Ontology annotation, molecular function: ligand-gated sodium channel activity. The record is from RefSeq and is a predicted model, not a curated record. Gene Ontology annotation, cellular component: membrane.